Molecule: messenger RNA, 960 nt
Organism: Symbiodinium natans
Lineage: Eukaryota; Dinophyceae; Suessiales; Symbiodiniaceae
Source: the annotation of a GenBank genome assembly
AUGGCUCCACAGCAUGGGCUGCGGACAGAGACUGUCCGGUACAUCCGUUGGGAGAUGGUUGCCGCUAUCAUUCAGGGACUGGAGAAGUUCACGCAUGUGGUCUUCGUGCUGUUGAAGCGAGACCGGGCAAUACUUGCAAUGACCGCUUUGCAAACUCUGCUGACUGUGCUUUUCGACUAUCUGUUCGUAAGUAGUUUGCCUGGCUCCCUUCGGCUGGGAGUCAUUGGCUUGGCGAUCUCGAACAUCUGCACCUACGCAGUCGUCCUGCUCUACGCCUUGCGCCAACUCCCGAUGUCCGCCCCUGCGGCCUGGGGUUGGCUGGGGAGCUGGUGGCGUGUGGGGCGCUGGGCAGCUGUAGUCUCGCUUGUGCGAAACCUGAGCUACAUGGUGUUUGUGGCCCGGAUGGUGAAUAUCCUGCACCAGUCUGGCAACUAUUGGCUGGCCAACAACUUCAUCUGGAAGUGGCUCCUGCUGCUCUUUGUGCCCUUAGCGGAGCUUUUGAAACAGGAAGUGUCCUGCCGGCCGAGGGUGCCGUCAGCCCACUUCCCGCUGCUGCCUGCCUACGCGCUCCUUUCAUCCCUGCUUUUCGUGAGCUGGCUGCUCAGCAUGCCCGCUUGGCCUGCUUUCUUCCACAUGGUGCUCAAUGUCCAGGACCCGGCGCAGGCCCUGAAGAUCGUGGGCUGGCUAUUGCCCUUCUAUUUCUUCUACAUGCUCGCUACCAUACUGGACUCGAUCUUCUAUGGUUUCGGCCUGACGGACCAGCUGGCGCUCGUAUCUUUGGUUUCCAAUGUUGGGUUCUAUGGCUCCGCCUUCCUAGUGUACUCCAUUGGCGUAGUUGACGUGAACCUUGAGGCCGUCAUGCGCCUCUUUGGCUCUGGCAUGCUGGUUGGCAGCCUCGUUCGCCUGGUGCUGUACUACCGUUGCUUUCUUCGUGUGGUCACUCGGCCACAAAGGUCGUGA